AGACGAAGACGACGAAGAAGAAGAUGUCAACGGAAAUACAUUCUUCUUUAAUUUCAGAAUCACCAGACGAAAACAGUCUGUUCGUGGACGUACUGCAUGAAGCACCUCUAUCCGGUCAUAGGAAGCCUACGAGCCUCAUUGGGAGUAUUUUCUACUGUUUCUUAUUGGCAAGCUUUGCUGUUUUGGCGGUGGGAGCUACAUGGAUAUUUCACCCGAUAAAAGGAUUAGUGUUCCCACUUCUUUGCAGCUGUAAUGUUGCCCUUCUUGUUGUCACAGGCAUUUUUCAGCAAUAUUUGGUCUAUCAAGUCAAGAAAAUACGGUUACAGGGGUACUAUAUUUUCAGCCAGAAACUGAAGCAUAUUAUUCGCCUACCAUUUGCUACAAUCGCAUAUGGAACCGCUGCGAUGCUGCUUGUCAUGGUUUGGGACCCACAUAUUGGCAUCCUCUCUAUGUUGACACUAUUCAGGAUCGUCAUGCUGACGGAAGUAGUAUGUGUUAGUUCUUUCAUGACAGUCUAUAUUGGUUGCGUUCACCAGUACAAUUCAUUGGAUUCCCAGCCCGAUGUUUUAAAGUCACUUUAUUCUCCACUUCAACCAUCAAGUUCUCUGGAAGGUUUGAGGUACCAGGACGGUGGUCGACUGUCAGAUCAGCAGAUGGCGUUGUUGCAAUAUCAGCAAGAAAAUAUACACUUUUUGGGUGAGGAGAUUCUUAGACUGCAAGAAACCUUAAGCAAAUUCGAAAGGUCUAAUGAUGGGACUGCACCUCAGGUAGAUCUUGCUCACCUGUUGGCAACUCGAGAUCAAGAGUUACGUACACUCAAAGCUGAGAUGAAUCAAUUACAAUCUGAGCUGAGGCUUGCUCAAUCUAUUGUAGAGGAGAAGGAUGCUGAGAUUCAGCGUAUUCGCAAUGCAAACAAUCAGUAUGUAGAAGAAAACGAGAGACUCAGAGCUAUUCUGGGAGAAUGGAGCAGCCGAGCAGCUAAGCUCGAACGUGCUUUGGAGCUGGAAAGGAUGUCAAACUUGGAACUGCAGAAAAAAAUAACCACACUGAAGAUUCAAAUGCGUGAAUAGUUCAGCCUGACUAACUGCUAGAUCUUUUGCUGUGUACAAUAGAUCCUUGUGGUUCGGCUCUUCCUUGGACCUUGUGCAUAGCAGGAGCUUCCUUUUCAGAUCUUUUGCAAUACCAUUCUUGGAAAACCUAAUGGUCCCAUCUGCACAUGUACAGAUUAAGCUCAGACGUUUGCUCAUCUUUCAGACUUUCAGCUUUGUAUAGUUUUUUCCACUACUAUUUAUCUCAUAUCUUUUCUUCUUAUAUUAGGUUUCUUUUGGAUGAAUCUGUUCUAACAAUUUGCUUUCACUGUAAAUUAGUCAUUUUAUUGCCAUA
Solanum verrucosum is the source of this 1383-nucleotide messenger RNA. RefSeq names its product protein FIP1-like. NCBI's taxonomy places the organism in Eukaryota, Viridiplantae, Streptophyta, Magnoliopsida, Solanales, Solanaceae. Gene Ontology annotation, cellular component: lysosomal membrane; late endosome. The record is from RefSeq and is a predicted model, not a curated record. The transcript has 14 exons. The coding region runs from base 24 to 1070 and encodes 348 amino acids.